CACAACGAAAACACACACCAUUUCCGCAAGCACUUUGAAUUCCUAGCUAUGAAAAGCUAAGAACCUUAAGUUCUAUAGCACCCAGGACAUACAUGGUCAUAUCCUAUAUAUCUUCGAAGUUUCAAUAAAGAGUGUCUUAUUUAUCCACAUCUGCUACCAUUGAUUCCCAAUCUUAGUCCUUAGACGCUAUUUUCCUGGAGCGCUUUUGUUAAGGCGGGAGGCCGUUUCGUGUAGCGUUGGUAUCGAUCAGCCGAGAAAAGGAGUGGACGGAACGGGAAGAAUGUGGUGGACCCAUAAGGAAAAAUGGAUGGACAAGUCGAUAGAGAUCUUGAAAUCCAAAUCAAGGAAGCAGAGGUAAAACUCUUGCAACAACAGCUGGAGCUCAUGAAGCUUAAGCAAAAACAAGUCAAAAAGGAAUCCUCUGGUUCAGAAGUGAUUCUUGACAAUAGGCCCACCAUAGCCACUGAGGAGAAAGGAACUCCUAAUGUAAGCCAUAUCAAGGCUGAACCACAAUCUUCGCAAGAAGAGACUGUAGAAAUACCUACAGGAAAAUAUUAUGUGGUCUAUAAUGGACCCUCCCCUGGUGUUUACACCAGCUGGUCAGAAGCUAGUAAGUUCGUCACUGGACUGAAGGGCAUAAUCCAUAAGUCUUUCCCUGACAGGAAGAAAGCUUAUGAAAGUUUGGGCAGCUUUAGGAUUCAAAACCCUGAACUCCUAACACCAGCAGAUAUUCUGAAAGAUUUAUAUCAAUCAGAUAAACCAAUAUCAAAAGUUAGCUCCAAGUUAACUUUGGCCAGUCCCAAUAAGAUCAUUGUUAAUCAACGGUCUUCUGCGAAGGACAAGGCACCUGUCAUUGAGAACGAUGAGAAGAGUUUUUCUUCCGUCACUCAGAAAAAUAGGGAUUGCAACCCUAACCAAAACGCCUUCGAUGCGUUAAGGACAAAUGAAAAUAGAUUAACCUCUCUUGGGAAAAUUCCCGUGAUUUCAACUAACAAAGUGCAGGUUUCAGAACCAGAAGAAUCAACAAUCGAAGAAUCAUCAUUGAUCUUUGACAAUCUAGAUCCAAAGCUCACACAAGCUUCGACCAUCCAUGAAUUAUCCAUUAUCAAACCAGAAACAUGGUUUAGAUGGUCCAAUCUAGCUAGAUCCCACAAGGGUGAAUCAGUAAUGGAGGAUUGUUUUUAUACAACCGACAAGUCUACAUCAACCGGUUCCAAGUUCAACUUCAUUGCCGGGGCAGAUCCAAAAAUGGUCUAUCAGACUUAUUUAUGUGGAUUAAUCGACAAUAUUUAUCCUCAUAAUAAUUUGGUAGAAUUAACCUAUUUUCCUGAUAACUUCAAGAAAGCUAUCAAGAACUUCAGGAAAAAGAUCAAGGCACAAGACAGGCCAGUAUUUCUUAAAUUCUACAGUUCUACUUUGGACUGGGAUGAAGAAGGAAAUGAACUAAAUCCUUAUCAUUUAGUGAAGAUAGGAAUUGCCUCUGAGAAGAGAAUUGUUGAAGAACCUACUGUUCUACGGCCCAGACCAGUAAAUCCAUAUAUGCUUCAUCAGGAGCGAGCCAUGAUGUUGAGUCAGAUUAACUUCGAACUCAAAAGAAUUAAUGCCAAUAGCCAGGUAAAAGUCAAUUAUGCCAGCCCGAAGGUAUUAAUGAUCAGCCAAUUUCCCGAGACAAUCUCGGAGGCAGAUGCAGAAAAAGUCAUAAACUUUGAACAGAAGUUUAAUGACGGGCGGUUGGAUGUCUCCAACAAGACAAGCAAGCUGUUUUGCCGACACGCGAAAAAGCAGGAUGCAAUUAAUCACAAUUGUCGCCAUUGUGAAAGUAAGGAAUUAGCGCCAUCAACUUCAGACGAAAAGUCCUUGGAUGGCACCGAAUUAAUGAAGACUUUAGAGGCUUAGCAAUAAAUGUAAAAGCUCUAGCCUUAUGCUUGUGCCAAAAAAAAAAAAAAAAAAAAAAGCCCUAUCCUUAUGCUAUAAAAAGAGAGCUUAGGCUUUGUAUUCGACACAACGAAAACACACACCACUUCCGCAAGCACUUUGAAUUCCUAGCUAUGAAAAGCUAAGAACCUUAGGUUCUAUAGCACCCAGGACAUACAUGGUCAUAUCCUAUAUAUCUUUGAAGUUUCAAUAAAUUAAGAGUAUCUUAUUUAUCCA
Molecule: messenger RNA, 2151 nt
Organism: Corylus avellana
Lineage: Eukaryota; Viridiplantae; Streptophyta; Magnoliopsida; Fagales; Betulaceae
Source: RefSeq, a predicted model, not a curated record